ACCGGAUAUUACUACACCUCCUUCUCCGUUCCUAAAAAGGCUGAUCAGCUGUCUUUCGAUCACCGGAGUUUAGUUUUAUUAAUAAUAACCCCCCCCAGGAGGGCAUUGUGACACAUUAUGGCUACCAACAAUAUGGCAGACCCGAGGAGACAAAAUAAGAUUUUGAGGUACAAGCCUCCCAGCACAGAGUCCAAUCCCACACUAGAGGACCCCACGCCGGACUACAUGAACCUGCUCGGCAUGAUCUUCAGCAUGUGUGGACUGAUGCUCAAGCUGAAGUGGUGUGCCUGGAUCGCAGUCUACUGCUCUUUCAUCAGCUUUGCAAACUCAAGAAGCUCAGAGGACACUAAACAGAUGAUGAGCAGCUUCAUGCUGUCCAUCUCUGCAGUUGUGAUGUCGUACCUCCAGAACCCACAGCCAAUGUCACCGCCAUGGUAACAAACGGCCAAUCGCAGAAGAGCACGGAAGUAAAUUGUGGAUGCUGAAGUUGGUGAUGAAACAGCUGACCGGCCCCUGCCCUGGCCAUUGAGGAAAAACAGACACAGAAAGGAAGAUAAUAAUAUAAAAGAAAGAUAAGGAGAGAGAGAGAGGAAACAAAUGCCCAGGAGGGGUGGACAAGUAAAGAGGACACAACGUCAGGACGGAGACAUCAAAUGGUCUUUGACUGCGUUCUCAUGUUUUUUCUCUUUUUAUCCAUUUCCUAACUUUGUUUUGUCGAUGAAAACGUUCACAUUUUACCAUUUGGCUGAUCUGUGGCAGGAUGUCAUCAAAUAAAUUUGUAUGGUUUUAAAAGGAA
Messenger RNA from Perca fluviatilis (European perch), 796 nucleotides. It is a transcript of the gene wdr83os, whose product is annotated as WD repeat domain 83 opposite strand. The transcript is spliced from 4 exons. Bases 118 to 438 code for a protein of 106 amino acids. Gene Ontology annotation, molecular function: protein folding chaperone. Gene Ontology annotation, cellular component: endoplasmic reticulum membrane. Gene Ontology annotation, biological process: protein insertion into ER membrane. NCBI's taxonomy places the organism in Eukaryota, Metazoa, Chordata, Actinopteri, Perciformes, Percidae. The record is from RefSeq and is a predicted model, not a curated record.